Molecule: messenger RNA, 1316 nt
Organism: Paramacrobiotus metropolitanus
Lineage: Eukaryota; Metazoa; Tardigrada; Eutardigrada; Parachela; Macrobiotidae
Product: sulfotransferase 1B1-like
Exons: 6
Coding region: 113-1117 (334 amino acids)
Biological process (GO): sulfation
Cellular component (GO): cytoplasm
Molecular function (GO): sulfotransferase activity
Source: RefSeq, a predicted model, not a curated record
UUAGCAUCCAAAGUACAGAUUUCAAAGUUUAACUCUUUGCAUACGACGCAUCGGAUACUCGGCACUCCGGUAUUUCUCUACAAUACCGUUUCCACGGGUCACCCUUCCCGCCAUGUCGCUUGCGAAAGUUCUGGAACAACCCGCUGUCAUUCCUUGUACGCCACCCGUAACUCCCACUCCAACUCCUCCCGCCAUAUCUGCUUUCAAAUACAAAUUUGGCGAUGAAGGAUACUUACUGGAUUAUCACGGUACCCGGGUCAUGUAUCCCAUGUACGAAAGCCUGCCGGUUGUGGAGCGCUUUGAAGCGGACAAAAAGGACAUCUGCAUAGUGACCUUUCCUAAAUCAGGGACGCAUUUCAUGGGAGCAAUCGUCUGGAUGAUUCUGCAUGACGGCGAACCUUCUUCACUGCUGGAGGGCGAUGUGUUAGAUGGAAAGGUCCCUUGGUUAGAGUACUCGAUGCCGGGAAUGAAAGCGAACAUGCUGCCGGCUCAUACAAUGACCGGACAAGAAGGGCCACGUGUCUUCUUUACUCAUUUGGGAUACAAUGCGCUGCCGGAGAGUAUCAAAACCCAAGCCAAGGUGAUUUAUGUUGCUCGCAAUCCAAAGGAUGUCAUCGUCUCUGCGAACUAUUUCUUCCGGGCGUUGACCUUCACCGGGUGUAGCCAUACCAUGGAGGAGACUAUCCAGUCUUUCAAGAACAACACCUGUGUUUAUGCGCCCUACUUCGAUCAUGUCGCCGGUUACCGACGAAAGGUGUCCGACAUGACCAAUUUAUUUUUUGCCACUUACGAAGAGAUGGUGCAGAAUUUAGAGAAUGCUGUAAAAGGAGUAGCUGGUUUCUUGGGAAAGCAGCUGACUGACGCACAGAUAGCCAAUAUUGUGCGAUACUGCUCGCAUGCCGAAAUGAAAGUCAACGGUGUGACCAGUCAUAUCCAUCUGCACAAACUGGGCCUGAUGGAUUUCAACAUUGCCCCUUUUAUGCGGAAAGGUAUCAUUGGGGAUUGGAAAGAACACUUCAGCCCGGAGUUAAACCGCCAGGUGGAUGAAUGGAUUGAGCAGGAAGAGGACCGGGUCCAGCACGACCUCAAGGGAUUCCGUUUCCAGUACGAGGCAUAAAGUAUCGGUCAUGAUGAGUUUUUGCUUUGCUGCAUAUACUGGAUGCUUCUCAAUACCGCCUUUCACUCUGCAAUGCGCAGAUAACGCUGUACAGCUCCUAUAUAUCACUGUUAUCAAUACGUAUUCAAAUACUAAAAAUCCGUGAAAUUUUACUGUGAAACUGUUCGCCUGUGUACAUACUACAUGCCUGUGAAUAAAU